This is a messenger RNA of Aspergillus aculeatinus CBS 121060, 2520 nucleotides long. Its product is annotated as ABC1 kinase family protein. Bases 326 to 2392 code for a protein of 688 amino acids. Gene Ontology annotation, cellular component: mitochondrion. NCBI's taxonomy places the organism in Eukaryota, Fungi, Ascomycota, Eurotiomycetes, Eurotiales, Aspergillaceae. Gene Ontology annotation, biological process: protein phosphorylation. The record is from RefSeq and is a predicted model, not a curated record. The transcript is spliced from 3 exons. Gene Ontology annotation, molecular function: protein kinase activity; ATP binding.
AAGGGUCGGCCAUAUCGCUUAGUACUUACAUAGUACUAUAUGAAUAGUACUGAGUAGUUUGUCUGUUGUCUGUUGAUCAUUCUGGUGUUGUUGAUGCUGGUGAUGACGAUGGUGACGAUGACGUCGCAACCACGUGCUCGGCCACUGCCCGCCGCCCGCGCAGCUCCAAUUCUCACUCACUCACUCACUCACUCUGCUCUUCUUUCUUCCCUUCUUCUCUAACACUGAUGGCCGUCCCCCACUUAUCAUUAUGCUCACGCGGGGCCUCUGUCUUGCUCUUCAAUGACCGUUCUAUCCGCUACUCGAAACUUUUCUAUAUGAGAAUAUGAGGACGGCCGUCCUCUUUGGCCGCUUCAUUGUGUGUCGUGGUAGAGGCCCGCCGCUUUUGUCCCGCUUUCCCCAUUUAUCUCGACCGCGCUUCGGCCGUCAGCCAAUAUGGUCGCGACAAUCCGGGUCGAGACGUUCAGGAAAUGCCCCUGGAUGUCGGAGGGUACUCCUUGCUGCGCUGGCUCCGGGGGCAUUUUUGAAGCUUGCCGAGGAAGGGAACGGGGAACGCGGCAAGACAAGUGAGAUGCAGAUGCUCGAAGUCUCACGCCGAGAGAUCCAGAAGAAAGUCGACGAGGAAGCAAGGGGUUUGUCGAGGCUCUGGCAAACCUUGGUACUUUACGGGUAUCGCUUCGUAUACGAUCCGAUAGCUACCGGUUUUCGCUUUGUCCACCUGCUCAUUAUUUUCCUGCCUGUCGUGUUCACGGCCCCCAUCUUAUGCCUUGGAGGACAUGGGAAGAAUCGGGAAGCGGUGCCGUUGGGGACCAUUUGGUGGUACAAGUUCCUAGUGCGGUCCAUGGAACGUGCAGGUCCAGCGUUCAUCAAGCUCGGACAAUGGGCAGCAUCACGUACCGACAUCUUUCCUCCCGAUCUGUGUGACAUCAUGUCUUCUCUCCACUCGAAUGCGCCUGCACACUCCUUACGCCAGACCAAGAAGAUCAUAAGUAAGGCCUUCAACAACCUGCCCUUCGAAGAUAUCUUCGAAGAAUUUCAUGAGGAGCCCCUGGGAGUAGGGGCCAUCGCCCAGGUCUAUAAAGCAAAACUGAAACCCAACCUCGCGGGAACAGACGAUGGUGAGUUCGACGGUCAACCGUCCGGUUUACGGGGGAAGGUCCGAAAGAAUGUGGAGGCAUUGGUCAAGAGCAGCCCCCAGCGGGUUCCUUCGUCAUACGUAGCCGUCAAAGUGCUGCAUCCCAAGGUGGAGCGCAUGAUCCAUAGGGACUUGAAGAUCAUGUCCUUCUUUGCCUCGGUGAUCAAUGCCAUUCCUACAAUGCACUGGUUGUCUUUGCCGGACGAAGUCAACCAAUUUGGAGAGAUGAUGAAGCUGCAGCUCGAUUUGAGGAUCGAAGCAGCAAACCUGGUCAUGUUUCGGGAGAAAUUCAGAACCCGGACUACAGCCUGGUUUCCUUAUCCGUACAUAGACUAUUCGACCCGAGAGGUGCUCGUGGAAGAGUUCGCCCAGGGAAUCCCCCUCUCGACCUUCCUUGACGUCGGCGGAGGGGUUUACCAACGAGAAAUCGCCAAUGAGGGCCUGGAUGCAUUCCUUCACAUGCUAUUGAUCGACAACUUUGUCCACGCUGAUUUACACCCAGGAAACAUCAUGGUACGAUUCUAUCAGCCAAGUGAAUUGGACCUGUCUCUCCGCAACAAAAGCCGUGCAUCGGAUGCGCCAACUACAGCCGAGGUUGAUGUCACAGAGUCUGUGCUUGCUCGGCUGCGACCGCAUGCCGGUAAUCGGCGCGAUUGGGAGUCGGUACUUGACCAGUUGAACGCAGAAGGAUAUCGACCACAACUUAUCUUUAUUGAUACCGGACUCGUGACUCAAUUAAACGACCUCAACCGCAAAAAUUUCAUCGAUUUGUUUCGCGCGAUUGCCGAGUUCGAUGGAUACCGAGCGGGUGAGCUUAUGGUUGAGCGCUGCCGCCAGCCAGAAGCUGUGAUUGACCCUCAUUACUUUGCAUUGAGAAUGGAGCACCUGGUCCUGAACGUCAAGUCGCGGACGUUCGCACUGGGCAGCGUCAAAAUUGGCGAUGUUUUGAGUGAGGUGCUGUCCAUGGUCCGAAGUCAUCAUGUUCGGAUGGAAGGGGAUUUCGUCAAUGUCGUCAUCUCCUGUCUUCUUCUCGAAGGUAUUGGCCGGAACUUGGACCCGGAUCUCGAUCUAUUCAAAAGUGCCCUGCCAAUACUGCGAAAACUCGGUUCGAAUGCCACUUCCCUGAGAUCCGUUCGGUCCGGGGAUGUGUCUAUGCUCCGUAUUUGGGUUGGACUUGAAGCGCGUGAACUGCUGCAGAGCAGCAUCGACAGCGUUGAACAGUGCGUCAAAUAUGACUUGCUGUCCCCUAAUAUCUGAAGAGAGAUCGAAUCAGAAGGUCAACAGCAAGUCCUUGGCACUGAUGUACAGAAUCGCGUAAUCUUAUUGAUACUUAGAACAUCGAUAGAAUAUGAACCACGAUGAAUACAAAUCCCGAUGCAACCGCC